This is a messenger RNA of Fonticula alba, 447 nucleotides long. RefSeq lists its product as hypothetical. The record is from RefSeq and is a predicted model, not a curated record. Bases 1 to 447 code for a protein of 148 amino acids. NCBI's taxonomy places the organism in Eukaryota, Rotosphaerida, Fonticulaceae. The transcript has a single exon.
AUGUUCGACAACAAAUCACGGCUCUUCAUGCGGCCGUUCACCCUGCAGCCGCGCCUUUCCCACCGAUCCACCCACUGGGGCCGGAUGACCCUUCAUGCCGAGUGGACCAACACAUCGGCCUCCUUCACGCGGUAUCUGCCCGUGGUCCGGGGGUUCCCCUUCCUGCUGCCGGCUUGCGCGGGGAUCCUCCUGGGCGCCGUGGCCGCCGGGUUGGACUUCCGCCUGCACUUGGAGCGGGCAUGGGACCAGUCCAUCGACCCGGGGCGCUUCUACAAGUACAAGCUGCUUGGAUGGAUCGGCAAGCGUGAGGGGCUGCAAAAGUACGAGCUCCACGACCCGGACAAUGUGGCCGCGCUGCAGACCAUGACCGAGGCCGAGCGCGAGCUCAACCGAGCCAUGCUGUCGGCAUCGUCCGGCGCGCCGAAGUCCCUCGCGGACUCCCUGUGA